AUGAAUGAAUUAUAAUUCAUUUAAUAUAGAUAUUAAUUGAGAAUACAAGAAAAAAAAUCAGAAAAAGACUUGUGGCUUUCAACUUAUUGCUGCUUUAUGUUUAUGUUGCUUAAGGCAUUCAAUAUGACUGGAAAAAUGGGAAUGAUGCAAAUAUAUGAUUUCCUAUAUUCAACCAAUUUUCCAUCAGGUCUCGAUUCAGGACUUGUAAGUCUUGGAAAUGUUUAAUGGUUUUGUUACGAGAUGGCUGCCCCUUUGAGUUUGCCAAUGAUGCCAAUGCUUUUAUUGAAAGUUUAAUUCAAAUACAUAUUUUUCUUUUCCUCAUUAGGAUCUAUUUUGUUUAUUAUACCCCUUUAAUUUGCAACAAUCUGCAAAGACGCUGAACAGCCUAUUUGCAAUGUCUUUGCAUUAUGGACAUUCACAAUAGUGUUUUCAUUUAUCUCAGGAUUUUGUAAGACUUUGCUGCUUUUUUCGAUGCUUUAUUAUUUGUCAAAUUUGGCUGGUGGACGGGAGAAGAUAAUUUACUAUAGUUCGUUCUAUUUUAUGUAUGUAUAUAGAUAUUAUAAUUUAAUGCAUAGACAUCAAUUUCAAUGGUUGGUGGGUAGUCUGAUAGGGAAUUUGCUGGUUCAUAUUUGUAGUAGAGAUUCAUUAGUAGAAACAUUAAAACACGUUUAUAUUAUAUUGAUAGUCAGUUCUUUGUUUUUAUGUUCGUUAUUCUUAACAAUUCCUGAUGAAAAGAAGAAGUCAAAGUUUAAGAAGUUCAAUAAGAUUAUUGCUCAAUUGUUGAUGGAGAAUGGUAAGGAAAACAAAAAGAUCUUGAAAUUAGAACUACAGAAGAUGAAUUAGAAGAAAGAGCAGAAUGAAUUAUAUCAUAAACUAAUAGAGGAGGAAGUGACUGGGGAAAAUGGGAAGAUUAAAAAAAUUAUGGAUUAGUAGGUAUAGAUGAUGCAGACUCAGCAGUUCUUUACGAUUUAAAGUUUUUCAUAUGAAGAGAACAACCUAUAGGAUAUUUUGUCAGAGAAGCCAAGUUCAGCUGAAGAUCUGCGAUGGGUGUAAGCUGGUUAGAAAACAAUAUCGAUGGAGGAAUAUGUAAAAAACAAUUACUUUGGAAAUUUAUAUUUAACUUUGUCCGUUCUUUGUUCUGAAGGAUUCUUUUAUUUUAUAAUUUUGAUUUUCAAUGUUGGAAAUUUGAUGUCCUUUUUGUUGUUGUAAUUGCCAAACUUAUUGACAAUAAAUUCAGUGUUGGAUGCUGAGAUGAGGGCUGCCACAAUUUAUGAAGGAUUCUUGUAUGUAGGGAUAGGACAGAUUUUUGGAUGUUUUUAUAUAGGGUUGUUUGGAGACUUCUCAUAAAAAAUAACAGGACUGUAUUAUAUUCUUGGAGUAUAUCAAUUGGGUUGCUUUUUGGCUUGGGGAAUCUACAUAUUUUAAAUAGAGUUUUUAGUAUUUGUAAUGUCAUUCAUUUUUGGAUUCAGCUGUUCUGCAAUGAUGUCAACCACCAUAUCAUUUUAGAUCGUUUAUUUUCAAAAAUUCAUUUACUCAGUCGAUUUAAUGUAUAUAAUUUACAGUUUCUCUUUCUCUAUCACCUCCUUAUUAUAUAUUCUAACUAACUUUUUCGGAAAAUUUUGUGGUUUGAUAUUGUUAUAGAGUUCAGGAAUAUUUGGAUUAUUAUCAAUUUGGAGAAUACACAUGAAAUUGAAGGCAAAAGUGAAUAAAUAAUAAUGACUAAUUAUUAUACAAUAA
This is a messenger RNA of Paramecium tetraurelia, 1737 nucleotides long. RefSeq lists its product as uncharacterized. NCBI's taxonomy places the organism in Eukaryota, Ciliophora, Oligohymenophorea, Peniculida, Parameciidae. The transcript is spliced from 4 exons. The record is from RefSeq and is a predicted model, not a curated record.